This is a messenger RNA of Pteropus alecto (black flying fox), 909 nucleotides long. Its product is annotated as histone H1oo. The coding region runs from base 1 to 909 and encodes 302 amino acids. NCBI's taxonomy places the organism in Eukaryota, Metazoa, Chordata, Mammalia, Chiroptera, Pteropodidae. Gene Ontology annotation, biological process: nucleosome assembly. The transcript is spliced from 5 exons. Gene Ontology annotation, molecular function: DNA binding. The record is from RefSeq and is a predicted model, not a curated record. Gene Ontology annotation, cellular component: nucleosome.
AUGGCUCCCGGGAGUAUGGCUUCCAGCGACACCUCGACCUCUUUGGCCUCUUCAACCUCCAUGUCUAGGUGGUCUGGGACUGAAAAGCCAGGCCCAAGCCAUAGUGGCAUCCAAGCACCACGCCGUCACCCACCCAUGCUGCGCAUGGUGCUGGAGGCACUGCAGGCGGGAGAGCAGCGCCGGGGCACCUCAGUGGUCGCCAUCAAGGUGUACAUCCUGCGAAAGUACCCUACGGUAGAUGCCAUCCGGCUCAAGUACCUGCUGAAGCGGGCCCUGGACACUGGCAUGCAACGUGGCCUCCUCGUCAGGCCCACCAACUCCAAGGCCAGGGGGGCCACUGGAAGCUUCAAAUUAGUUCCCAAGCACACCAAAAAAAUCCAGCCCAGAAAGACAACCACCAUGACUGCCCCCAGGAGACCCGGCGAAGCCAAGGAGGAGGCCCCCAAGAAAGGUGGCCAGACCAAGGACAGAGAGACAAGAGUAGACAAGGCCAGGAAGGCCCCCCAACUGCCAGACAAGGCCACAAAUGCCCCUCCUGGUGCCAGUGAGCUCCAUGGGAAGUCAAAGGUCAAAGGCAGAAGAAAUAGCCCAGCAGAUGCCAAGGCCCACAGGAAAACCAAAGCUGGGAGUCAGAGUUCAAAACCCACAGUCACCAAGGGCGAGAAUGGUGAUGCUUCCCUGGCCAAAAAGAAGAUGGGGAACAAGGUCCCUAAAGAGGCUGCCGCCCAGGGGGCUGGGGAAGGGCUAAAAGCCAAAGCUGCUGCUCCUCCUAAGGGCAGUGGGUCCAAGACGGCGCCAGCACCACUGGCCAGGAAGACAGAGGUCCCCAAGGGCCCGAGGAGGCCCAGCAUGCCCACCAAGACCUCUUCCUCCAAAGGGGCCAGUAAGAAGGCAGAAGUCAAGAGCUAG